Molecule: messenger RNA, 1997 nt
Organism: Beta vulgaris subsp. vulgaris (sugar beet)
Lineage: Eukaryota; Viridiplantae; Streptophyta; Magnoliopsida; Caryophyllales; Amaranthaceae
Product: RING-H2 finger protein ATL47
Exons: 1
Coding region: 692-1924 (410 amino acids)
Source: RefSeq, a predicted model, not a curated record
GUAUGAGGUGUCUACUAAAGUAGUACCCAAAAAAAAGCAGCAAAAACCCAAAAAACCUGUCACUUUCUUGUUCACCGAGUGGCAGAGAGUGCCAAAUCCGACCUUCUUCUUCUCCCUCACUUCCCUUUUUUUUCAUUUUUUUUUUCUGGGUUUUCUUCUUUUUUAUCUCUCAAUCCCAUUUUUUAACCCAGAAAAAUAGUAGAGAAAAAGCAAAAAGUAUGUAUUACCCAGCUUUCCUUUUCAUCUAAAAAGGACCAUUAUGAACUUUAAAACAAAUUUUAAUGAAAGAGGAGAGAGAAAAUCACACCUGUUUCUUGUUCCUCAAAUUUCUAAAAAAACUACAGUCUUUCAAAACCAAAUCUCUUUGCUAUUUACCAACUACUCUGUUUUUUUUUGGUUUUCAGCUCCCCAAAUCUCAGGUAGGUCACCUGAAUUUAAUCUUCACUUCUACUAUAAAUUAUUUCUAAUUUUCUCCUUACAUUUUUCUCCUUCUUCUAAUAAUUAGGACAAAAAAGAUUCAAUCUUUAUAACUAAGUAUUCUUCUAAUAAUUAGUAAUAAUUAGUCUUGGUUUUGAUUAGUUUGUUGGGUUUUUUCUUCUUCUUCUUGUUCAUAUGUUUAUCCUUUGGUUCAUAGUUUCUAUACAUUUUUGGCAAUAAAGGGCUUAAAUUGAGAAAAACCCAGUUGCUAAAAAUGUAUAAAUUAGCCAUUCAAUUUAAGCAAAGUGGUAAUUUUAUGAUUUCACCACCUCCUACCAUCUCUCCUCCACCAUUCCCAGCUCCUUCUACUAGAAAUACUUCACCAUCUUCAUCAUCUUCUGGUAGUAAGAUUAGUCCAGUUGUUCUUUUAAUUAUAGUAAUUUUAGCCAUGAUUUUCUUUAUUGCUGGAAUUCUUCAUCUUUUAAUUAGAUAUCUUAUGAAAAGACCCUCUUUCUCAAUUUUUCCAUCUAAUUCAAGAAACUCAGAUAACAGUAACAAUAAUACAACUUCUGAGGCACUUCAAAGGCAACUUCAGCAGCUGUUUAGACUCCAUGAUUCAGGUUUAGAUCAAGCUCUCAUUGAUGCUUUACCUGUAUUUUAUUACAAAGAUGUAAUGGGUAUGAAAGAACCCUUUGAUUGUGCUGUUUGUUUGUGUGAAUUUUGUGAGCAAGAUAAGUUAAGGUUACUACCAUUGUGUAGUCAUGCUUUUCACAUCAGCUGUAUAGAUACAUGGCUUUUAUCCAAUUCAACUUGCCCUCUUUGUAGGGGCAGUCUUUUGGGUUAUUCUGGAUUGGAAAACCAAGAAUUUAGCUUGGAUUUCUGGAGGGCAUUGUCAUUUGGGCGGUCUGUUGUUGAUUGCGAAAGUAGCUUUCGAAUUGGUCAUUCUUUCAAUAGUAAUCAUCUCAAUUAUAAUAAGCCUACUAUCAUGGAAGAGAAUGCUGGUGAAAGGAGGGUUUUCUCUGUAAGAUUAGGGAAGUUUCGGAGUGUGGAUGAUCGCGGUGAGAAGGGUGAGUCGAUCAAAGAACACGAAAGUGGAGAUUCGAGUGUUGGCGAUGAUGGAGGUGGUGGUGGUGGUGGUGGUAGUAGUAGUCAGUUAGAUGCAAGGAGAUGCUAUUCAUUGGGGUCAUAUCAAUAUGUGCUUGCUGAUUCAAAUUUGCAAGUGGCAUUGUCACCAAAUAGUGGUGAUAGUGGUGUUAGUGGUGGUGAAACAAAGAUUGAUAAAAUGAUGGGACAAUUGAAUGGGGAUUGUUUGGUUGAUGGAGAUAUUGAAGGAAAGAAGAUUAGUAGGAGGAAUAGAAGGGAGAGUUUUUCUGUCUCUAAGAUAUGGCUUUGGUCUAAGAAGGGUAAGUUACAAGGUUCAUCAGAAACCAAUUUUCAUGUUAAUGGUGGUCCACCUCCUCUUAAUGUUGUCUUACCAUUGUCUACUAGGGAUCAUGUCCUUGACUGAAUUUUCUUUGUUGUUUUUUGUAAUAUUCUUUUUGGCCAUCUUCAUCAAUGAAGCUAAUGUUAUUUUACCACAA